CGCUGUGCAGCAAAGUGGUGUUUGUUUCACUUCCUUUCUAAGUUAUUCCUGGACCUCUGUGUUUUGUAUGCAGAACAAUAAACUUCAUAAUGCUGCCCUGUUAAGAGGAAAUACUGGCCCAGUGAGAAGAAACUGUGUGUGUGUUUUUAUCUGCCCCAGAGCAGAACAGCCCAGACUGGAGUCAGCAUGGAGUUGAUGCCUAGUAGCCGUUUCCUCUGGUUUUAGCUGUCUGGGUGACAGCAAACUUUCCUCUAUGGCCAGUCAGAGCAGAAACAACAAAAUCCUUCUGGAUCUGGUGCAGCAGCCGGGAAACAACCAAUGUGCUGACUGUGCAGCUCCUGAGCCUGACUGGGCCUCGUACACUCUUGGCAUGUUUGUGUGCCUAAACUGUUCGGGCAUGCACCGCCACCUGUCUGCUGUCAGCAAAGUGAAAUCCAUACGCCUGGAUUACUGGGAAGAUUCCUUAGUGCAGUUCAUGCAAGAGCGGGGGAAUUCUGUUGCUAAAGCCUUUUUCGAGAAAUGUGUCCCUGCCUUCUAUUACAGGCCACAGCAACACGACUGCAUUGUUCUUAAGGAACAAUGGAUCCGUGCAAAGUAUGAAAGACGGGAGUUCACGGGAGAAAACAGCGAGUUUCUUCAGACUUACAACUUUGAUUUAUUUGAAUCAACACUAUGGAAGAAGGGCAGAGACAACAAACAGUUUCUCAAGAGAAUCUUCGUGCUGUCGCAGAAGGAUUUCACCCUCAGAUACUUCACUAAGGAGGAUUCCAAGGUUGCCAAAGCAGUUAUCAGCAUGAAGGAUCUUAAUGCAUAUUUCCAGCCACAGAAAAUCGGUCAUCCUCAUGGGCUGCAGAUUUCCUAUCUGGAGGAUGAGCGUACAAGGAACCUGUUUGUUUACCAUGAGAAUGGGCAGGUCAUCGUGUCAUUCUUCAAUGCUAUUCGUGCCACACGCUUGGCAUAUCUCUUGAAGAAACAUCCCACUCUACAACAUAUUGAUCUAAUACCUCAGAUAACAAAUCAUUGCCUGAAAGAGGGCUACAUGGAGAAAACUGGCCCAACGCAACGUGAGCCGUUCAAGAAGAGGUGGUUCACUCUGUGCUCAGUGAACAGGAAACUCCUGUACUGUAAAUCUCCACUGGAUGCCACGGAUCUAGGCGCCGUCUUUAUCGGGUCCCAAGACCACGGCUACUCUGUGUCAGAGAGCAGCGGCCGGUGCACGAGGUCAGGCCGGUGGCACUGUGGGAUUGCGAUGGAAACUCCAAGCAGGCAGUUUGUGUUCAUGUGUGAGCAGGAGCAGGAGAGAAGGGAGUGGAUGGAGGCCUUCAGAAAGGUCAUCGCGCAGCCCAUGACCCCAGAGGAUUACGCCAGUACGAUGACGUUGUUCCAGCAAACCCCAUGCAGAGCAUUUCAGAUCAAAGACGCUUCCUCACUACCAACUCUCUUUCUUGUUUCCCUACAGAUGAAGCCACUUUGAGGAGAGGGAAAUGACUGGGACGUUUUGACAAAGUGACUUUGGAGCAGUUACUCCUGCAGCUGAGCUGCUGUGGCUUCCUGGGGCCGAUGUAGAUCAGAGGCAGCAUCUUCUUAGUAAUAGUUAUUGUUUUAGUGGAUGUAGAAAAGCAUUUUUUACAGCAUGCCUUAUGUAUUUAAUGGAACUCAAUAUUGUAUUUAUUGAAAUACUUACUUCAGAUAUAAAAAACAACAACUAUAAUAAUCUAGAAUAAUCACACCAAAGUUCAUGUUUUGUGUAUAUUUUUUAUGUUACUGAAUUUGCACAUUUUUAAAUCUUUUUUACUGUCUGUGACUCUAACCAAACAGGAAUAAAUAUUAGAUUAUUUUACUACAUCUAUCUGUUUUUCCUUAGCCAUCCAAUCAUCUCUACAUCUGUCUCUUCAUCCAUUGUGCCACUGAGCAAAGAUUCUUCAAACAUUUCUCUAGAAAUGCAGAUCAACUCAAUAUCUGGCCUAAUCUACAUCUAGCUGAGAACAAACAAAAACAACAACAACACGCAUUACAGUAUAACUACAGUAUAACUAUAAACGACCUACAUAUCUGUGAACAUAAAGAUAAAAAUUUUGGAACUGGAUUUGAGUUUGACUUUUUUUUUUUCAGGACCUCUUACUGGAACAUAAAUCUAACAUUAGAAGAGGUGCAGUACACAAUAUUUACCCACUGGCUAAUAUUAAAUUUCUUCAAGUCCAGAAGCAGAACCGUCCUGCUUUCAUCUGCUUUCCAACUCCUCUCCUCCACACGUUUGUGUAUGGUGUUUCUCAUUUAUUGCCACACGUUGGCGCAAGUUGACCAACCUUUCUGUAAAGAUGUGAAAAAUAUUCAGAUGACACACUCGGAUGCAGUUUUCUUGUACCAGAGAAAGCCAACUAAGACAAAUGACCGACAACACAAAUAAACUGUUCUAUUUUAAAGCUA
This is a messenger RNA of Xiphophorus hellerii (green swordtail), 2427 nucleotides long. Its product is annotated as arf-GAP with dual PH domain-containing protein 2-like. The coding region runs from base 254 to 1474 and encodes 406 amino acids. Gene Ontology annotation, molecular function: phosphatidylinositol-3,4,5-trisphosphate binding; GTPase activator activity; phosphatidylinositol bisphosphate binding. Gene Ontology annotation, cellular component: intracellular membrane-bounded organelle; plasma membrane; cytoplasm. Lineage: Eukaryota; Metazoa; Chordata; Actinopteri; Cyprinodontiformes; Poeciliidae. Gene Ontology annotation, biological process: heart development; positive regulation of GTPase activity. The transcript is spliced from 10 exons. The record is from RefSeq and is a predicted model, not a curated record.